Messenger RNA from Pteropus alecto (black flying fox), 3011 nucleotides. It is a transcript of the gene SEBOX, whose product is annotated as SEBOX homeobox. NCBI's taxonomy places the organism in Eukaryota, Metazoa, Chordata, Mammalia, Chiroptera, Pteropodidae. The record is from RefSeq and is a predicted model, not a curated record. Gene Ontology annotation, molecular function: DNA binding. The transcript has 4 exons. The coding region runs from base 1 to 843 and encodes 280 amino acids.
AUGAGUCGUUCUGUCCUGGGUCUGAGCCUGGAAGAGCAGGCCCCCCCACCCCGCAAUUUUACUCCACCCAUAUCCUGCCUAGCCCCAACACUGCCCUUAGCUACCUAUCUUUCCUCCCAGACUUCUCUGCCUCUCUCUAACUGGACACUAAACCUCUCCCCUUUUGGAGGCGGGGCCAGGCCUCUUAGCAGGAUAAAACCCCAAACGGAAGGGUGUGGUUUGGGCACAGCCCUGGCAUGGCCUGCUGGCUCCUCACUCUAUGCCAGCUCCAUGGCCAGCCCUGUGGAUGCAUCUCCAACAGGCCAUGCCAGUGGGUUGGGUCCCCACCGGAGAAAGCGGAUCACCUUCAGCAAAGGGCAGCUGCUGGAGUUGGAGCGGGUAUUUGCGGCACGGCCCUACCCUGACAUUGGCACCCGUGAGGACCUGGCCCGGGUAACCUGCCUUCCUGAGGCCAAGAUACAGGUGUGGUUCCAGAACCGGCGGGCCAAGAGAAUCAAGACUAGAAAGCCAGGACGCCUAAGUCCAAGGCCUGAGGCCCCUCAGAGACUCCAUUCCCUUCCAGACACCCUCCAGCAGUCCCGGGAGCCCCAAACAUUAGGCCAGCUUCAACCCUCUAGCAGCACACCUCAGUGCACCUCAGUGUGUCAACGUGUCUCCUGCCUGCCUCCUGGCUUGGGUCCAGGGCAGGACUGGGUAGGGGCUAAAGCUGCAGCCCCAUGGGGACCAGCUGGGGCUUCAGGGUUUCACCUUCCUUCAGAGCGACCUCCUCCCCAGACUUCACUGGGCAGCCUGUCUGACCUCAUCUAUGCCUCAGCCAUUGUCACCAACCUGGACCAUUCCUAAUCUAAGUCCAGAACUUGCAAGGCCCCACCUCUGGCCCCUGCAGCCCACCCUACCCUUUAGGAUUGAACACAUGAGUAGAUUGUGGCUCCUUCUUUUACACGAGGGUGUUCUCUUGUGGGAAGGAAGUUCAGCUCAGGGAGGAAUCCCUCGCUAUGACUAUCUUCCAGGCCAGACUAAAUGCAGGUCCUAAGGAGUGACUGGGGCCUGGCUCCUGCUUCCCAGCACCCUGUACCUCUUGAGGAAUAAGGAAGGGGUCCAUGUUUUCCAUCUCUCCUGCUAGACCUGGUAACCCAAUUCUUCUCACCCCAGCUGAGGACACCUCCUCCCUCUAAAGAUUGGGCAGCUGCCCCUCACCUUCAAGGUAGUACUAACUGCUAAGUGAGCUAGAAGAUGUGAUUGUUGAUCCUAAUUCUAGACUGCUAGAGACUAACCCUUUUAUAGUUCAGGGGCCCUUCUCCUGACCUCCUACCACUGGGACAAAUUAAUCAGAACCACAGAUCUGAAGAGGAAGUGAUAUUAAAAUUAUAAAGUAGAGAUAGCCCAGGGCUUACGCUGAUUUAAUUUUCAUAAAGAUCAGAUUGGCUGCCCUCUGACGUGGGGCUGUGGAGAAAACCUAAUAGAUUUAGAAUGGGAUGGGGGGGAUGUGUGUGUGCUUGUGACAGCACUGGGUUUUGGUAUCACUGUCAUCUGUAAUACCAACUAAUCUCCAAAUAAAACCCAAACUCUGUACCUUAAUCUGGAUUGUCGUGUGGUGCAAAUAAAUGUGGAUGAGAGGGCUGUUUGCUUUUGAAAUUUAUCUCUAUCACCUAAUCCCUAAAUAGGCCAAGUUCUACAUAGAUUCUGGGUGGGAUGUAUUACCCAGGCUCCUAGGGAUUAGUUAAGAGGGAUAGUUAAUUGAAGGGCUUAGGGCUCUUGCUGACAGACCCUGGGUAGAUGGGAUCCUCUGCUGGCAACCCCUGCUCCUGGACUCACUGGUUCCAGAACACUCCAGCUGCCUCCACUUCUGGAGCUGCUCUGCUUCAGAGAGAAAAGCAUGGAGUUUGCAAUUAGAUUCAAAUCCUGGCUUUGCUAUGUCACCUCACAACUCUCUCAAAGUCUACAAGCCUGAAAGCAGGAAUAUUGGUCUCUUCUCCGUUUUCGGAAGGAGAGCAAUAACAUAGGUGAAGGGCUUCACAUGGUGUGUGACACAUUGUAAAAGCUCUCGAUACACUAGUUCCCCCCUCCUCUCCAUACAGCAGGCCAUGAGAAAAUGAGAAGGCCUAAAACUUCUUGUUUCUCUGGCCUCCAGUCAAGCUCUCCUCCUUCUCCCUGGGAAGCCCUGGACCCAGACUGCACCAGGGAAAAGCAAGGCCUGGUGAGGCAGAGGAAGUGGCUGACAGCAUACAGACUUGCCCCUUCUGUGAUGAGAAGUGAAGGACAAGUCACCCGAUUCCUAUUUCUAACUGUGCCCUUGCACCUGGAAACCACCUUGUAUAGUGGCCAUUUCCUUGGCAGGAACUAGAUUGCUUCCCUCUCUCUCCCCAGAAGCAGCACAGUACUUGGCCCAUAAAGGACCGCUAAAUAAGUGCUCAAUGCCACAGAAGCCUUUCAGUUGGUGAGUAGAGGGUUGGGAUCAAGUAAAGACCCCAUUCUAAUGACAGGGGUGUGUAUGUGGAAUGACCCCCAUCUCAUCAUGAGAAGACACCCUGCAUCAGAAGCCGUUUGAGGCCUGCUCUUUACCUGAAAUUUGGAAGUAUUCCAACCUGAAUCCAGGUACCUAGAGGAUAUGAAAGCUUAAGUAUAUGUGGUCCCCUGGCCCAAAGAGUUCAGCACAGGUAAGUGCAGCCAGGAAUCUCUACAAAGCUUCAGUAGAGCUUUUCAACUUAAUCUUAAAAAACAGUUUAAGUGCUAGAAACACUGUAGAAUGCCACCUACAUUCUUUCUCACCAUUGACGCUUCUUCCAACCAACAACAGAAAGCUUAAGAUUUCUCAACAAAGUGAUCUAUGGAGAACAGAAGGGCCUAAAACCUGCCUUUCUCGCAUACAGAAUAUUGCACUGAGAGGCUCAGACUUGCUAUAUAUCAAGAAGAAACGGGCAAACGUUGUAGAGCAAAUGCCUAUUGAGCCAAUGAGUGUACAAUUUAUAAGAACUGAGCUCUGGAAAAAAGAAAAGACCACAGGAGCUCAU